AGCUUUCCGGCGAAUAUCGAUUCCGAAACAUUGUUCUGUUUCCUCCGCGGAAUGUACUCCAGCUGAUCGAUUCCCGGUUGAGGCAGUCGAAAGCUCAACCACCAUAGCCUACAGUAACACUAACAAACACUUUUCGUUUUCGUCCUGAAGAGGCCAAACUCGAAAACGUAGCGCGGAAGCUGGACAUAGUGUACAGUGAAGUGGGGUUUUAGAGCUUUUUCGUAAACUCGGAAGAUGGCCGGAGCCGAUUCGAAAUGGCAGAAGGAUGCUGCCGAUCAAAACUUUGAUUACAUGUUCAAACUUCUUAUCAUCGGGAACAGUUCAGUCGGGAAGACGUCUUUCUUGUUUCGAUAUGCUGAUGAUAGUUUCACAUCGGCCUUCGUCAGUACGGUUGGUAUCGAUUUCAAAGUCAAAACCGUCUUCAGGCACGACAAACGCGUCAAGCUCCAGAUAUGGGACACCGCCGGUCAGGAGAGGUACCGGACAAUCACGACAGCGUACUACAGAGGAGCUAUGGGUUUCAUACUCAUGUAUGACAUCACGAACGAAGAGUCUUUCAACAGUGUGCAAGACUGGGUAACUCAGAUCAAGACGUACUCCUGGGACAACGCUCAAGUAAUCCUCGUGGGCAACAAAUGCGACAUGGAGGACGAACGAGUAAUAAGUUUCGAACGAGGCAAGCAAUUAGCCGAACAACUUGGCGUAGAAUUCUUCGAAACAAGCGCAAAAGAGAACAUUAACGUUAAGGCUGUUUUCGAGCGACUCGUCGACAUCAUCUGCGACAAAAUGUCUGACAGUUUAGAUACAGACCCCACCCUGAUGAGCGGGGGCGCGAAAGGGCAACGUCUCACGGAUGCGCCCCAAGGGCCUCAAGCCGCUAACUGCAACUGCUAAUAAUCUGAACGUUCCAACAUUAAAAAUUACUAUAGCUGUAUGGACAAAAACACUUACCUGUUGAUAUAACUUCGACCAGGAUGUACGAAAUUUGACUUAUUUAUAAUUUAGUUUAAUUGAGACUGACAAUACGCAUGCGUAUGUAUACUGCAGAACUAUGUUGCUAUACUGGGUGUUGCAUGCGUGUGUAAUUUUUAUAAUAAGGGGACGCAGGAUGGAACCCGGAGAGGUUGCGUCCUGUCGUCUCGUUUCGCAUUUUUAACAUUUGAAGGAACAUUUAUGCAUUUUAUAAUUUUUGAAGUUACUCAAAAUAAUGUCAAUAUUAGCAAAACGUAGAUUAGAGAUGGAAAGGUACCCUUGAUGGAGUUAUUUUGAGUUUUUUGCUAUGGUUUUCGUUCCGACUUGGUUUAGACAGAGUGUCGAAAGUGUGUCAUUAGAGUAGACCACUCUGUAAACAAACAGGGUUCACGCGAUUGUGCCACUUUAUACGUUGCAGGUAAACUACGCUUUAUCCCCAUGUUGCCAACUGUGAAAGAAAGGCGUAAUUUGCAGCCCCGACACAACCCUGAGUGUUAAAUUUAUGUAAGAGACGUAUCAUAUCUUUGGCCUAAAACGGCAUUUGUUUUAGACUACGUGUUGUGUUAUUCUAGGAGUGGGAGGUAGAGGAAGCUUAAAACCAAAAUGCGUCUGUAGUUAACCUACGUUACUAAUUAAAGACAACAGAAUAAAUGUGAACUUGUAAAUAUAGAAAUUGUAUGUUCGCUGUUACGUUUAGAGAUUGAUUUUUUAUUUUGUUACAUUGUUAAGGAUCUGUUAAUAGUCGCUUUCAUCUAGCGUAAGUUUUUUUUCAAGGUCGCAAGGUAUAGCUCGAUGAUCAACAAGAGGUGUCCAAUUUCAUCUUGACUCUCAGUAGAGAGAUACAGGUCGCCUUCCCCCAAACCUUUAAUCGAUGUAAAGAGAUAAUCAGUAAUCACGUUGACUACAUUUAUAAAUUCCAUGUCUUCUGGUCAAUGUCUCAAAUUGAACUUUCCUAAGCUUCAGCUGGACCUUUUUCAAAACAACUUACGUCAUUCAGUAUAGAUGUUAUUAAUGUUUUGCGAUUAAUCGACGAUUUUUCUCCAGCUGAAGUCGUUUCUAUAAAUCUGUGCCUCACUUAACAAUGGAUGGGUUCAGAUUCAAGCCAGACGAAGAAUGGGUGUCUGAGGAUCGCACAUUUUCUAGACCUGCUCCAAGCUUUUGGAAUUUUUACCAAUUCUAGAGGCUUCCAGCGGGCGCUCAUUGUUAUGUUAAAUGGAUUGUACAAUAUUAAACAUUAUUUUGUGAAUUAGUGUAUAAUAAAAUAGUGUAUAUGCCUGAA
Molecule: messenger RNA, 2251 nt
Organism: Zophobas morio
Lineage: Eukaryota; Metazoa; Arthropoda; Insecta; Coleoptera; Tenebrionidae
Gene: Rab3
Product: ras-related protein Rab-3
Exons: 5
Coding region: 235-894 (219 amino acids)
Biological process (GO): protein localization to plasma membrane; regulation of exocytosis; protein secretion
Cellular component (GO): endosome; synaptic vesicle; plasma membrane
Molecular function (GO): GTPase activity; myosin V binding; GTP binding
Source: RefSeq, a predicted model, not a curated record